GGCUGAGAUCGGUUCUGGUUGCCAUGGGUAGACAUCCCAGCCUUGUCCAACAGGAACAACCUCUUGUGGGGAAACUUUCCUUUCUGCGCUUCAGUUCCUCGUUGAACUUGCAAGAGCUGUCUGCUGCAUGCCUUGAAGAAAGAGAAGAAGAAGAAGAAGAAGAAGAAGAAGAAGAAGAAGAAGAAGACUGGACCAAAGGUUCAUUGCAUCCAGCAUUCUGGCUUUAA
Podarcis lilfordi (Lilford's wall lizard) is the source of this 227-nucleotide messenger RNA. NCBI's taxonomy places the organism in Eukaryota, Metazoa, Chordata, Lepidosauria, Squamata, Lacertidae. The record is from the annotation of a GenBank genome assembly.